UCGCUCCCCUGAAAAAGCUGCCAAGCAGGGAGCCGCAGACUGAGCCUGCUGCGCCCCCGGCCGCUGGAGGGACGGUGUAGGGUCGGUGGGCAGUGACUGCGGGGUGAGGGGCCGCAGCGGCCCGGCGGAGCCCGAGGCAGCGGCCGUCCUGGGAGCAUGCGGCGGCAGGAGGAGGAGUGAAGAGUAGUGGUUGCGCCUCCGCGUCGUCUUCUCCCCCCUCGCCAGGGCUUCGCUCUCACGGGCUGAGGGCGGACUCCAGGAGGAAAAUGGAGCUGUUUCCCAGCGAUCGAAUUCAGUUACCCAGGAAUAUGAUUGAAAACAGUAUGUUUGAAGAAGAGCCUGAUGUGGUUGACUUGGCAAAAGAGCCUUGUUUACAUCCCCUGGAGCAUGAUGAAGUGGAAUAUGAACCCAGGAGCUCCCGGCUCUUGGUGCGUGGCCUUGGAGAGCAUGAAAUGGACGAUGAUGAAGAGGAUUAUGAGUCAUCAGCAAAAUUGCUGGGCAUGUCCUUCAUGAACAGAAGCUCGAGUCUUCGGAAUAACAUGUCUGUCUAUAGACAAAAUCCAAAUGGAUCAUGUUUGGUGCCCUCUACAAGGACCAUGGUGGUUUGCACAGUUGUUCUUGUGGUUGCAGUUUCAUUAAUAAUGGCAAUUUAUCUUCUUCCCAAAUGUACCUUUACCAAAGAAGGCUGCCAUAAAAAAAAUCAUACAAUGGAAUUAAUAUACCCUUUGGCAACCAAUGGAAAACUAUUUCCAUGGGCAAAAAUUAGACUUCCUCCUGAUGUUGUACCACUGCAUUAUGAUCUUGUCUUGCAACCAAACCUAACUACUCUGAAAUUUGCAGGCUCUGUAAAGAUAGUGGUUAAUGUUGUCCAGGUAACUUGGAAGAUUGUACUUCACAGCUCAGGACUUAAUAUCACCAAGGCAACCAUUACUUCAACAGGAGGGCAUGAAGCAAAGCCAGUUGAAUUCCUGGAAUAUCCAUUGCAUGACCAGAUUGCAGUCAUGGCUCCUGAGGCUCUCCUUGUAGGACAGAAUUAUACUGUCAACAUAGAAUAUUCAUCUGAUUUAUCAGAUACUUAUUAUGGCUUUUACAAAAUUUCUUACAAGGAUGAGAAUUCUAAGCAAAGGUGGUUUGCAGCAACUCAGUUUGAACCUCUGGCAGCAAGGUCUGCUUUUCCGUGCUUUGAUGAACCAGCAUUAAAAGCUACUUUUUUAAUCAAGAUCAAAAGAGAUGAGAAACUUACCACUCUGUCAAAUAUGCCAAAGAAAGCCACUACUCCUGUGACAAAUGGAAUUGUUCAAGAUGAGUUUUUUGUGAGUUUGAAGAUGAGCACCUACCUAGUAGCCUUUGUUGUUGCAGACCUGAAAAAUGUCACUAGGGAAACUAAUGGGAGUCUGGUAUCUGUCUAUGCCAUACCGCAGCAUCUAAACCAAGUUGGGUAUGCCGUAAACACAGCAGUGAAACUUCUGGAAUUUUAUCAAAAAUACUUUUUAAUAAACUACCCUCUUGAAAAAUUAGAUCUGGUAGCAAUUCCUGAUUUUCAGUCCGGUGCAAUGGAAAACUGGGGCUUGAUCACCUUCCGAGAAACAACACUCCUGUUUGACAGUAAUACUUCUUCAGCAAGGGAUAAAAAGUUAAUAACUGCAGUGAUAGCACAUGAGCUUGCCCAUCAGUGGUUUGGCAACCUAGUAACUAUGGAAUGGUGGAACGAUCUCUGGCUGAAUGAGGGAUUUGCCACUUUCAUGCAGUACUUUGCGAUAGAGGAGAUUUUUCCAGAAUUACAUUCAGAUGAAGAUUUCCUUAAUUUAAUUUUCAAGGCUAUGAUGAAGGAUUCCUUGAAUUCGUCACAUCCAGUCUCUUCUGCUGUUCAGUCUUCAGAGCAAAUUGAAGAAAUGUUUGAUGCACUUUCUUAUAUCAAGGGGGCUUCACUUCUUCUGAUGCUGAAACACUACCUCACUAAGGAUGUUUUCCAAGCUGGCAUUGAGGUAUACUUGCAUAAUCACAACUAUGGAUCUGCCCAGAGUGAUGACUUGUGGGACAGCAUGAAUGAGAUUACCAAUGGAACACUAGAUGUAAAAAAGUUGAUGAAAACUUGGAUUCUGCAAAAAGGAUUUCCUUUAGUCACUGUUGUCCGAAAGGGAAAGAUUAUUUCUGUACAACAAGAGAAAUUUUUGUAUCGCGUGGAACCAGAAAAUUGGACAUCAGAUGCAAGUUAUCUGUGGCAUAUUCCUCUCACCUACACAACUAGUAGCUGCAACUUUACCCAUUGUACUAAUGCGUAUUUACUGGACCAAAAGUCAGCUGUCAUUGAACUUCCAGAAGAGGUGGAAUGGAUAAAAUUCAAUGUGGACAUGAACGGCUAUUACAUAGUACACUAUACCGAAGACUGGAAAACACUGAUCGAUCUGCUGAAAAAAACCCACACUGCUUUGAGUCCUAAAGACAGAGCCAAUUUGAUCAACAGUAUCUUCAGCCUUGCAGGUCUAGGAAAAGAGUCUCUGGAAAAGGCCUUUGAGCUGAUUGAUUACCUUAACAAAGAGAGCAGCACUGCACCACUCACUCAAGCUUUGUUUCAGCUGAGUCUUAUAUACAGCCUUCUAGAGAAAAAUGGUGAACAACAACUGGCAGCACGAGUCAUGCACAGAAUAGAGCACCUGCUUGGAGACAAAAUUGAUCAACAGCGUUGGACAGAUGAUGGGACCCUGUCUGAACGAGAGCUCCGGUCAACGCUGCUAGCUUUUGCCUGCACCCAUGAUAUGAGAAACUGUAGAACAACUGCCACUGAGAUGUUUGAGAAGUGGAUGAAGUCUAAUGGAACAAUGAGUCUGCCUAGUGAUGUUAUGAAAGCCAUAUUUACAGCUGGAGCCAAAUCUAGUGAUGGCUGGGAAUUCCUCCUAAAGAUGUACUCCUCUUCAGUUUCUGAAGCAGAGAAAAGCAAAAUGGUUGAAGCCUUGGCCAGCACAGAAGAUGUCAGAAAGCUGAUCUGGUAUGAAGGAGCCAGAAAGUUGUAUGCUGUGUAA
Gymnogyps californianus (California condor) is the source of this 3020-nucleotide messenger RNA. It is a transcript of the gene LNPEP, whose product is annotated as leucyl and cystinyl aminopeptidase. The record is from RefSeq and is a predicted model, not a curated record. Gene Ontology annotation, biological process: proteolysis; peptide catabolic process. NCBI's taxonomy places the organism in Eukaryota, Metazoa, Chordata, Aves, Accipitriformes, Cathartidae. Gene Ontology annotation, cellular component: cytoplasm. Gene Ontology annotation, molecular function: zinc ion binding; metalloaminopeptidase activity; peptide binding. The coding region runs from base 267 to 3020 and encodes 917 amino acids. The transcript has 15 exons.